AUGGAGUUCAGGGAUUGGAUCUCGGAGAGGCUCACGCCUGCAGUCAUGGUCAUCUCUUCUCCAGAAGCCGAAGAGAUGUGCCAGGAGAAGAACGGAUUGACAGUCGUCGAUCUCUUGCGCCCCUACGGCUUUCUUCACCAGCUGAGUGUGCCGGUUCGCACCGUGGGAGAGCAUGCAUACAGGAUACGGGAGUUCAGAGUUCGCUUCUACAGAGCAGACAUGAUGUUCCAGCCCUCCCCAGAGGCCGCAGAUGAGUACCUGAAGGGGGUAUUGAACGCAGCUGCCAAGGAAAGCGGUUCUGUGGAGAUCCCUGAUGUGAUGGCUGCCGUGCAGAGCGGCAAGGGCUUCCUGACAGACAACACUCCUUGGUGGGACAAGUAUCGGGAUGAGUUUUUCCGCAUGACGUCAUUCGGCGAGCUUGAGACAUUCGACCACCCUGUGGCAUGCUUGCUGGUGCUGCAUGCGCAUGCAGAGAACCCAGUGGAGGCGUUUGGGAAGCUCUUCCACUCUUCGCGCAAGCCGCCCCUCAUGGCAGAGGGCAAGAUGGAGCAUCGCAUUGUCAUGCACCACUUGCUCAUCCAUGGCGACAAUGUGCAGGCGGAGGGCGGCUAUGCCAGGUCAGAGGAGAAGCUGAAGGCAGCGCGGGUGGCACUGGGGACAGCGGCAGUGCACCUGAUCCGGAUCAACUCUGGCAGGGGCGAUCUCUCCAGCAAGCUGGGCUAUGAGAGCCUCUGGCGCCACCCCUUACCAGGCACCCUGCCGGGAGGUGGUGCUGGGGAGCCACCCUCCAGACCCCCAGUCCCCACUGCGGGCUAUGGGGAGUGCCUGACCAAGGCCAACCUGGAUGACAUCAAGCGCUUCUCGGAGGACUUUGCUGUCAGGGCACUGCUGCCUGCCAUGGAGGCCCGAGUGACGUCCACAAGGAAGGGACUGCGAAACCAGCUGAAGACGCUGCUUUGGCGGAAGCAGCCGGGCGGCGCGGCCGGCAGGGACUCCCCGAUGGGCUCGGUGCACGGCGGCUCCGUACACGGGGGAAACGCGGCGAGCGCCGUAAAUGGCAGCGUGGGCACCUACGGUAUGGGGUCCGUAGAGGGCCAGAUGCGCGCUCUGGCGGACCUGGCAUUCACGAUGCAGGACUACGACACCGCGCUGUCCACGCUGCGCCUGCUGGCCAGCGACCUGCGCGCUGACAAGGCAUGGAAGCAGUACGCCGCUGUCCAGGAGAUGAUUGGCAUUUCGCUGUUCAUGGCACGGGGCACAAUGAGCGAGGUGUUGGGAGCUUUCAAGGAGGCUUUCUACCGGUACAACACUGCUGCGCCGCACGAGACUGCUCCGCGCGAAUGCGUGCGCUACGCAACUCGCUCCAUGCUGCUGGCAGCGGAGUACGCGCGCCAACAUGGAGCCUACAAUGAGGCCAACUAUGCCCUCAUGAAAGCCCACUUCCAGGAGGAGAACCUGCGGGCGGCACUGCUGCUGGAGCAGGCGGCGCUGUGCCUGCUGCGCGUCUCGCCUCCCUCGGUGCGCAAGUACGCGUUCCACAUGGUGCUUGCCGGUCUGCGCUACAACGCAUGCGACCAGAAGGCGCUCGGUAUGCGCGCCUACAGGCAGGUGCUGUCGGUGUACAAGGGCCACAAGUGGGCCUUCAUAGAGGAGCACAUUCACGACGUGCUGGGCAAGCAGAGCCGCGACGCAGGAGAUUUCGAACUGGCGCUGCAGCACUUUGCAGCCAUGCUGCAGUGCUCCCACUCGCCGCCUUACUGGCAGGCGCACUAUCUCAAACAGUUCCUGGACACCGUCGCAGCGGCCACAAAGGCCAAGGGGGCGGCGCCAGUAUUGGAGCUGCCACUGCCGGAGGUGGAUGCAGAGCAUGUGACUGUGCAGGCUGACAACGAGAUCUGCCAUGGCAACCCCGAGUCGCGCACGCAGCCCGAAGAGCUCUGGCGCUCUCUUGAGGGGCCGUUGCUCUCUGGAUUGGAUACAGGCACGACCUGGUUGGAUGCCGGGGGCAGCAGCAGCAAGGUGUCAGCGCUGCAGCUAAGCACGGCGGUGGCAGGGGAGAUGAUCGAGGUCCUCAUAUCCCUCGCCAACCCCCUGGCCGUGGACCUCCACGUCUCGCGGCUGCGCCUGCUCUUCGAGCCUGAGCCCAUGCCGACAGAGGGUGACCUGGGUCAAUAUGCAGAGGCACAGGAGCAGGCAGUGGUCUUAAAGGGUGGAGAGCGCGUGCGACUGGCUUUGGGGCUGCGGCCACUGCGGCCCGGGCUACUCACCCUGACCGGGGUGGAGUGGCUGCUGGACGGGAACGCCCCCGGACGCAAGCUCUUUGCUCCCAAGCGCCCCAAGCACCGCCGCACCGCCUCCCGGGCUGCCACGAAGGCCGAGGUGCAGAGCCAGUGCCUGUCCUUCAGCAUACUGGAUGCCUUGCCCCGGCUGGAGGCAUCUGUGGAGCAGCUGCCUCCGACCAUGCUGGCAGGGGAGGUGAGGAAGUGCACGCUGACACUGCGCAACACAGGCAAGGUGCCCCUGCGCAGCAUCCGGGCAGUCUGCAGCAGCCCCGACGUGUACCUGCCUCCUGACGACGCUGAUGCAAGCGGGGCAACUGUUGACAGCUUGGCACCAGGGAGGGAACGCGCGGCAGGGACGUCAGCGCUGCAGCAGCCGUGCCUGCGGCUGCGACGGGGCCUGACGCUCUACACAUGGCCUGCCGCCAAGGCGCUGGGCCCGGGCGAGGAGCUGCAGUGGCCUUUGUGGGUGCACCCGCGGGAGAGGGGCCAGUUCGACUUCCACCUCGCUGUGUUCUUUGAGCCUGCGGCGCCAGUGGACGGCAUGAAUUACAGGGUGCUACGGCUGAGUCACUCGGUGGACGUUCUGCCGUCUCUGGAUGUGGCCGCCAGCCUGGCCGCCUCCAGGGCCGACCUUGUCACCUUCCUGCUCCGCCUCUCCAUGCGCAACAUGCAGGGGCUGCAGGCGCUGACAGUGCGCCAGGUGUCCUGCCUGUGCGACAGCUGGCGCAUCUCCCAGCUGGGCAGGCGGGGCGAGGCCGCCUCUGCUGCCCUGCAGCCUCCAUCCACAUCGAUCACCCCCGCCAUCGAGCUUCCUGCAGCUUCUGUGGCAACUGCCUACUUCCGCCUGCAUCCCCCCGAAGCCUCCGCCGCGGAUGCAAGCACCAGCGCUGGCGAGGAGUGGUUUCCUACGCGGCCGUCCAAAGCAGAGCUGCAGCGGGCAGCCCUAGAGCAGCAGCCGGAGCCAUCAACUUCAGACACUCCUGAGAACAAGGGGCCGGACAUCAUCGUGGUUUGGGCGCUGCCAGACGCUGCCGGCAACCCCCGCUGCAUCGGCGCUCACCACGUCUGCGACCUCCAAGAAAAGGAGAAGGUGGCGAUAAGGGCGACGCUGCGCGGGGAGGAGCGGCUGAGGCACAACUUCCGCGGCGGCGGCAUGUGCGCAGCUGCCCUGCAGCUGGACCUGCGCAACUGCAGCGAUGCCACAGCCUCCCUCUGCAUCGAGACCGGAACCGGAGCGCCCGGCAGAGGCAUGCUCCUUCCCCGCGAGGCUGUGUGGCGGCGCACGCCUGAGCUGGCUCCUCAGAGCAGCACGAGCGCCGAGGGUGCCACAGCUGUGGCGCCGGAGCCCCCCGGCGGCAGCGGGGGGCCCGUCCCUGUGGGUGCCAGAUCUGGCACGGACUACCUCUGGUGCGGCAGCGUCCGCACGCUCGUGUCCUCGCUGCCUGCCGGGCAGGCCACAAGCGUCACUCUGCGGGUGGCUGUCAUGGCGCCAGGCGUGUAUGACAUCAGCGAUUACCUCAUACGCUGGGCGUUCCCUGAUGUGGACAAGCUGCAGUACAGCCAGCCAGGGCCGCCACUAGUGCUCAGAGUGGAAGAUGAAGAAGAAAUUUAG
Molecule: messenger RNA, 3894 nt
Organism: Coccomyxa subellipsoidea C-169
Lineage: Eukaryota; Viridiplantae; Chlorophyta; Trebouxiophyceae; Coccomyxaceae
Exons: 23
Coding region: 1-3894 (1297 amino acids)
Biological process (GO): endoplasmic reticulum to Golgi vesicle-mediated transport; protein localization to phagophore assembly site
Cellular component (GO): TRAPPIII protein complex; phagophore assembly site; cytoplasmic vesicle
Source: RefSeq, a predicted model, not a curated record